AUGUACGCUGCUCGCCCGAAGCUGCAGGUGUGCACGGCUGUCGCGCAGAAUGCGACCCGACCAGCGCUGUCACUCAAGUCCCCAAGUGCCAUUCCUCGUACUCCCAUCUCUCCGGUCUCUGCAGCCAGUCCAACCAGCAGGAGGUUUUCUUCGCUGCAGGUGCCAUCCUAUGGCUACAUCAAUUCCUGCUCGUCAAAGAGUAUCCUCAAGAAGCAGCCAUCCAAUGCGAAAGCUGCCACUGGCAAGCACAUCGAGUUCAAAGGUACUCCGACUGUGCACUGUGUGACUCCCAUUGAGAACCCAGACGAGUACUACGGCACGCACACGAAGAUGUCGCGAGAAGAGCGACGGUGGAAAGUCCGCGAUGACGAUACAUCGGUAGCGAUCGUUGAUAAAAACGAGAGGAAUAAGGCCAAAAUUCACUUCCUCGAAAAUGUGACGGCGGAUUCCCGAGCACACCGUGGCAUCCAUCCGAUUCUGGCCCUUGAAUCUCACCAGGAGAGCCUCGCAAAUCUCGUCAACAAAGCGCUCAGAUCGCUCCCUGUAUCGGAUCAUAAUAAUGGGAUACGAUUGGCAGAUGGGUCAAAACGUCGUCGGCCUGAUUUCAUCUCGGCCACAAGAGGCCCUGGUAUGCGCUCGAACCUGUCUGUCGGCCUCGAUACCGGAAAAGCGCUCUCUGUUGCAUGGCAGAUCCCCAUGGUCGGAGUUCACCACAUGCAGGCGCAUCUGCUGACACCAUGGCUGGUAUCGUGUUUGGCAAAUGAUGCGAGCUCAGAACUAGACACCCUAUCGCCUCGGUUCCCGUUUUUGUCUAUUCUUGUUUCCGGCGGACAUUCGAUUCUAGUCCACUCCCAAUCCCUCACAGAUCAUAAAAUCAUGGCCUCCAGCGACGACAUCGCCAUGGGAGAGACCCUCGACAAGUCCGCAAGAGAGAUCCUCCCUCCUUCAUUGCUGCAAGAUGCCAAAAACACCAUGUACGGCAAGAUCCUGGAACAAUUUGUUUUUCCAAACGGCCCUGCCGAUUUUGCCGAUUACCACCCCCCGAUGAACCGGGGCGAAGAGGUGGUCAAACGGCAGAGCCCGUGGGGUUGGAGUAUUACUACGCCGUUUGCAAAUACCCGAGCGCUGCAGCUCAGUUUUUCGUCCAUCUCCAGCAUGGUCACCAAAAUAGUCAAGGACAGGAAUGACAACCUGUCUCACGAAGAGCGGGUCGACCUGGGCCGGGAAGCUAUGCGCGUUUGUUUCGAGCAUCUUGCGUCAAGAACCAUCAUCGCCCUCGAGGCUCUUCGCUUGAGGCACCGUGGCGACGACGAAGUGAAGACUCUCGUCGUGAGCGGCGGCGUGGCUGCCAACAGGUUCCUGAUGACGGUGCUUCGGUCCUUUCUAGAUGUGCGUGGGUUUAAACACAUCAAGGUUGUUGCACCGCCCCCGUACCUGUGCACCGACAAUGCGGCCAUGAUCGGAUGGGCGGGCAUCGAGAUGUUUGAGGCUGGCUGGCAAUCGGAUCUAAGCUGCCGCGCUCUACGGAAAUGGACACUGGAUGCACAAGCCGAAGACGGAGGAGUCUUGGGUCCUUCCGGGUGGAUUCGAAAUGGACCGGCUCUUUAG
Messenger RNA from Penicillium alfredii, 1608 nucleotides. Its product is annotated as N(6)-L-threonylcarbamoyladenine synthase family protein. The record is from RefSeq and is a predicted model, not a curated record. Gene Ontology annotation, biological process: mitochondrial tRNA threonylcarbamoyladenosine modification. The transcript has 2 exons. The coding region runs from base 1 to 1608 and encodes 535 amino acids. Gene Ontology annotation, cellular component: mitochondrion. NCBI's taxonomy places the organism in Eukaryota, Fungi, Ascomycota, Eurotiomycetes, Eurotiales, Aspergillaceae.